AUGAAGUAUCGUCGGAGAGCUGAAGGAGACCCACGAGAGAGAAACCCACAUCGCCCGUGGGACGGAGGCAGAGAUCGGAGUCCUGGCCGACGGCAACUUUCACCAGAACCAACAUACAGAUCAGAACAUCCAACUUUCGAUCCAGAACGAGAACGAGAUAGAGACAAGGGUGAUUGGAGCAAGCGUCCCAAUCAUAGGAAGGGCCAUCGGAACAAGCACUCCAAGAAGACAUAUCCUGCAAAGUCUUCCUAUUCGCCAUCGCGUUCCUUCCACCCAAAAGAAUCACCGCCUCAUCAAAGACCGAAUUCAUCUAGUCACCGACCUGACCGACAGCGUUAUCUUUCGCCAGACCGUGAGAUAAAAAGAAGGCGCACUAGAAGCCCAUCUCCCGAAGAUAACCAACGAGGUCGCUCCGAGUACAAUCGUUUCAGCGGAAGCCGUGAUCAACUCAGUGUUGAAGAUAGCCGGCAAGGCAACAUUUCGCCAUUUAAAGAACCUAUUAUCUCCUCUCCUCGUCCAAAAUCUCGGUCACAAGCUACAAAGAACGAGCCUUUUGUACACCCUGACAGGAGAAGAGAUUUUAGCCCUGCUCCUGCUCCAAGACACAAUAGACAUCGAGAAUUGCCCAGUCGUUCUCCACACGCAUCGAGCGACCCACGCGUGAACUCGCGCCCUCCCUCUGUUCGCACGCGAGAAUCCUCAAUACUUUCAACCCGAGCACAGGACCGUCCAAAGCCUAGUGACCGGGGACGCUUUGCCACCAAGAAAAGUACGUCGAGAGGUGGACGCGCCUCCAAAACACCUUCGGUCGUCGACGACGCAGAGACUAGAUCGAUGGACGGCCAAUAUCCGACACGUGGGGAUUAUGGGCAUCGGGGUCAACAAAGACCAUUCGUAGACACAAGGCCACAUCAGCAAGGUGCUGGCUCACCUCCUUUUUCAUCAACCUCCAACAGCUCUUAUCAUGGCUCUCCACAGGCGAACUCUCCUCACCACAACCAUCGAGGGGGCUGGGGUCGAGGUCGAGGCCACCAUGGCCAAAGUGCCUCCCCUCCAUAUCGACAAAACAACUAUUCCAAUACUAACAAUAUGAACAACCCUAAUCCCUUCCCUCCCAACCAGCCUCAGCAUCAUGGUGGACAGAAUAACCAGGGCUAUCACCAGUCUCAUCGGGGUGGUCGUGGUCGGGGUGGCCAUUUCAACCAGCAAGGGCCUCCGGAUCGAAGAUUCAGUGGCCCUCAUCGAGGCAGAGCUGGUCAAUACCAGAACCUACAAUGGACGCCUACGGGUCCAGGGCAAACCGGACCUCAAGGCCAGAACUUUCAAAUGAGUUCAGCAAAUUCAAUACAGAUAUCCUCGACCGCCUCCCAUGCCUCACAAGAUGACCGUGAUCAAUUCGACGAAGACAAAGGUCAAAGCCAACCUCCGAAAGACGCACAAGGAGAAGAUCAACGGGAUCCCCAAUUCAACACACCUUCAAAACAGCAAGGCCCAGAGCAACCACCGGCUUCGGCAUCAAAGUUCAGCUUUGCAUUCAAAUCAAAGGCUCCUCCUUCUGGCCCCGCGAAGUCAACUGCAGAUUUCUCAAACAAACCCAGAGGCACGUUCCAACAUCCUGACCAUCGGCCUCCUCAACACCCUAAAAACAAGUUCAAUGAUCGCCGGGAGGAUAGACCUAUUCCAAGAGGCCCUGCGGAUCGCAAAUUCCAGAUGAACGAUCGCUCAAGACACAUGCAAGACCGUUCACAGCUGGCAAAUGACCGACGGCCUGAGAGGUCACGUUCACCCCCUACGAAGAAGUUGAAGAGAGAGAUCAAAUCGAGGCCUAUCAUACCUCCCGAGCUUGCACAGUCCGAAUCGAUAUACUAUCGCAAACCCGGAAAUGAAUCAGUUGUUGGCGCAGGCACAUAUGGAAAAGUUUUCAAGGCGAUCCAUAUCUAUACCCAGGAUAAGGUUGCACUGAAAAAGAUUCGCAUGGAAGGUGAACGUGAUGGUUUUCCCAUAACCGCAGUGCGGGAGAUCAGGCUAUUGCAGCACCUGCGACACAAACAUGUUGUGGCAUUACAAGAAGUCAUGGUGGAAAAGAAUGAAUGUUUUAUGGUGUUUGAGUAUCUAUCUCACGACUUGACUGGUCUCAUCAACCACCCAACAUUUAAGCUCACCUCCUCCCACAAAAAGGACCUCGCCCAACAAAUGUUCGACGGUCUCGAUUAUCUUCAUCAGCGAGGGGUUCUGCAUCGAGAUAUCAAGGCUGCAAACAUCCUUGUCUCGAAUACUGGCCAACUCAAGUAUGCCGACUUUGGUCUCGCACGCUUCUACACAAAAUCGCGUCAACUAGAUUACACCAACCGAGUCAUUACCAUUUGGUAUCGCCCACCUGAACUUUUGCUGGGAGAGACUCAGUAUGGGCCUGAGGUUGACAUAUGGUCUGCCGCCUGCGUGUUUGUCGAGAUGUUCACCAAGAAAGCCGUCUUUCCGGGCGAGGGAGGAGAGCUCAGUCAAUUGGACAAAGUCUACAAUGUGCUUGGGACCCCAACACGCUCCGAGUGGCCCGGAAUUGUUGAUUUGCCUUGGUUUGAAUUGAUGCAACCUGCAGAUAGACGGAAAAGAGUCUUUGAAGCCAUGUUCAAAGAUGUCUUCAGCACCGCAGCCCUCGAAUUGGUACAGUGGAUGUUCAAGUACGACCCGACGAAGCGACCCAGUGCGGAAGAAGUACUGGCGCACGCAUAUUUUGCGUCCGAGGAGCCAAAACCCAUCCAGGCAGUCGAACUGGCAAACGUUCCCGGAGACUGGCACGAAUUCGAGAGUAAAGCGCACCGACGAGAGAACGACAAACGAGAGAAAGAGCGCAAGAAAGAGGAAUAUCUGCGCGAGCGAGAAAAGCGCAAGGCUAGGGAAGCUGGCUUACCAGAGUCUGGCUCGACUAUUCCACCUGAGAAGAGAACGAAGCAGGUUGUCGAUGAUUCAGGAGCUGUCGUGGUUCAAGGCGAGUCUCGGAGAAAAGACAAUGAUGAUGGCAGACUUGCAGCGGGUGGUGGUGCUCCCGGGGAGGAGUCAGAAGGCGAAGGCAGCGCACGCAUGAGCAUGUCGUAA
Exophiala bonariae is the source of this 3093-nucleotide messenger RNA. RefSeq lists its product as uncharacterized. The record is from RefSeq and is a predicted model, not a curated record. Gene Ontology annotation, biological process: protein phosphorylation; positive regulation of transcription elongation by RNA polymerase II. Bases 1 to 3093 code for a protein of 1030 amino acids. The transcript has 2 exons. Lineage: Eukaryota; Fungi; Ascomycota; Eurotiomycetes; Chaetothyriales; Herpotrichiellaceae. Gene Ontology annotation, molecular function: RNA polymerase II CTD heptapeptide repeat kinase activity; cyclin binding; ATP binding. Gene Ontology annotation, cellular component: nucleus; cyclin/CDK positive transcription elongation factor complex.